Symbiodinium sp. CCMP2592 is the source of this 813-nucleotide messenger RNA. The record is from the annotation of a GenBank genome assembly. NCBI's taxonomy places the organism in Eukaryota, Dinophyceae, Suessiales, Symbiodiniaceae.
AUGCCGGGGCUCUUGAAGAGAAGGUGGUAUGACGUCAACGGAACCCAAUGCUCCGUGGACGUUCGGGGCAUUUGGGACAACGAUGCCGGAGCCAGGAAUGCCGCCGCUCCAGGCAAUCCGUUGUGCAAGCUGGCGGCGUUCAGGGGGCCGUUCCAACAAGAGGAGUUCCGGCCCUGCUUCGUCAUGCUUUGUGCCAUUCUGGAGGGCCUUUUCAAGGUCGAUGGCCGUUCGGUGCUCCAGAUCAUCUGCAGCCACGGCAAGAAUCGCAGUGCUGCCCUGGCAGUGGCACUGAGUGCACUCUUCGAGUGUCCAGUUUGGCUUUCGUCGUACGGGGAUGCCUUCUCCGAAUGGUGGGCGGUGGCCCAGCUCCCGGGUGAGAUCAUUCAGCAGCUCGAAGAGUGGCGUUCGGAGAGCCGUUCGGGGCAUAUCGCCCGGCUCACCCUGCGGGCGUUCCGGGACCUCGAACCCCGCCUGCCGAUGCACCUGGAGGGCCGUACUUUGGCCACGGGACGCAAUCCGCUGCUCGAUGCCGUUCGACUGGACGUUUGGCGUGUGGCACCCGGGGUCCUUCUGGAAUUGGACGAGUUGAGGCUCGAUGAGAAGUGUAUGCGAGCAGUCGGAAACCUCGCUGGCCAUUCGGAUGACGGAGCGAAGUUCGUGCGUGAGAUCUUUCAGGUGUUGCAACGAAACUCGGCCGACCUCAGGACGUACUCCAACCCGUCGGCCGCGAUCACCAGUGCCUGCCGUAAGGAGUUGGAUCGCUUGAGGCCAGAGAUUGCAGGUCUGCCGGGAUCGUCGGGUCGCUCGGACUGA